CAUAACGUGGCCCAACUAUGCCAACCAUGGCCCUAAAGCAGGGAAAUUAUCCACCGGACUCACUGACACAACUUAUCCUCACAGACCUCACCGAUGGCCGCCGGCGUCCCUUCGAGGACAUCUGAUAGAACUCCAGCCGCCGGCAAUUUCUCUUCCCAAGAGAAAAGCUCUCGACUUCUCUUGUACUGCGAGAGGCCAGGUAUCACGGCUUUCUUGCCUUCCCCUGUUCAUUGUUUGUUUCCCUAUUCCUACCCCAAUUGGUGAAAUUGGAAUCUUCGUCUGAAAGCAGGAUUAUUAUCUUUCAGAUGCUGUACCUCUAGAGUCUGCCGGAGAAAAAAAAGGAUUGUCUUCCACUGAUCCCUUGUGAAGAAGAUAAAUGUCGCUUUCAGUUUCAAUCCUAGGAAUAGGAUGGGUUGGGUUGGGUAGGCCAUGGGCGAGGUAACUGUCUCAGGUCUUUGGAGUUUUCUGCCAGUGCCACUCAGGCCAAUUGAAAGUGAGAACAGGAAAUUUCCAACCUCCAUUUUCUACCUUUCUGGUGAUAAAAAAAACAGGACAAGCCCACUUCUUCCCUUCACAAUUGAUCUGCUAGAACUAUGGAGUCCAAGAGAGGAGUUGGGUGGGUGGCCUUCACCAUCACCAUCGUCAUCCCAUGCUUCCUGCAGCUUCUACUCUCUCAUCUCCCAACUGCUGGGGCUCAUUCUCAUUCAGUCUCCUCCACUGACGCCGGCGGCUUAGUGAGACUAAGCCUCAGGAAGCGGCCUCUCCGUCUUGACGAUGUUAAGGCAAAGGCAGCUGCAGCAGCAAGGGUUCGAGGAGGAGGAGGAGCAUCCCUCUUGGCCACCGGCUAUGGUGGAAGUGGAAGUGAGGCUCUCCCUCUGAAGAAUUACUUGGAUGCUCAGUACUAUGGAGAAAUCGGGAUCGGUACCCCUCCCCAGCAAUUCACCGUCAUCUUUGACACCGGCAGCUCCAAUCUCUGGGUUCCCUCCUCCAAAUGCUACUUCUCUAUUCCUUGUUAUUUCCACUCCAAGUAUAAGUCUACCCGCUCCACCACAUACCAAACCAACGGAGAAUCUUGUGAAAUCAACUAUGGGUCUGGAUCAAUAUCUGGGUUUUUCAGCCAGGACAACGUUGAACUUGGGGAUCUUGUCGUCAAGGACCAAGUUUUUAUCGAGGCUACUCGAGAAGGCAGUAUUUCUUUUCUGAUUGCUAAGUUCGAUGGAAUACUUGGCCUUGGCUUUCAGGAAAUAUCUGUUGGGGAUGCCGUCCCUGUCUGGUACAACAUGGUGCAACAAGGUCUGGUGAAAGAGGAAGUGUUCUCAUUUUGGCUUAAUAGAGAUCCAAAUGCCGAAGAGGGAGGUGAGCUGGUUUUUGGUGGCAGUGAUCCAAACCACUUCAAAGGAAACCAUACUUAUGUCCCUGUCACCCAAAAGGGUUAUUGGCAGUUCAACAUGGGAGAGUUCCUGAUCGGGAACCUCUCUACAGGUGUUUGCGAAGGGGGUUGUGCUGCAAUUGUGGAUUCUGGGACAUCAUUGCUUGCUGGUCCAACUAGUAUUGUCACGGAGAUCAAUCAUGCCAUUGGUGCUGAAGGGGUCGUGAGUGCAGAGUGCAAGGAAGUGGUUAAUCAAUAUGGGGACAUGAUAUGGGAUCUCUUGAUUGCAGGGGUAAAACCCGAUCAAGUAUGUUCACAGCUUGGCGUGUGCCUGUUCAAUGGAGCUCAGUAUGUGAGUUCCGAGAUUGAGCAAGUGGUGGAGAAGGAAAGUAAUGUGGGAGCAUCAGUUAACGAUGACCUUCUGUGCACUGCUUGUGAGAUGCUAGUCAUCUGGGUCCGGAAUCAACUCAAGCACGAGGAGAUAAAGGACGUAGCCCUCAACUACGUCAGCAAGCUGUGUGAGAGCCUGCCGAGCCCAUCAGGGGAGUCCAUAGUUGAUUGCAACAGCCUUCCAACCAUGCCCAAUGUCACUUUCACCAUAGGGGAGAAACUCUUCAGCCUCACUCCGGAGCAGUAUGUUCUGAAGACCGGGAAAGGCAUUGCGGAGAUAUGCAUCAGCGGGUUCAUGGCUUUUGACAUCCCACCUCCUCGAGGUCCUUUGUGGAUUCUUGGAGAUGUGUUCAUGGGUGUGUAUCAUACGGUGUUUGACUAUGGAAAUCUCCAACUGGGUUUUGCUGAAGCUGCAUAACUAUGAUAUUAUCACCUCGAUGUCAUGUGAGGCGGGGGUAUAGUUCUACUUGGUGUCUGCUAUGUAACAUAUGCCGUUGAAUAACAGACCAAAACGAUUGUGCUGCUGCUCCGUGAUUACUGAUACUCGUGUCUAUGGUGUAACAUAUGGUGUUGACCAAAACGAUUAUUGUUGCUGUUGCUGCUCCUCGAGCCUAUACGAGAUGUACAGUUUGUCUAAGGAAUAAUAGCAAUGUAUAAUAGUGAAUCAACAAGUGAUGCCAUAGUUUUAACUGAACUGGAAACUUGUCAUGAAGAUCCAGAUUCUUCCUCUCGCGGCUGAAGCUGCAGCUGUUUACCAGCAUCUGCCCUGCAUCAUGUCCGAAAAUCAAUCAGAAGAGGAACAUAUACAGAAUACAUGGAAAGACCUGCCCCCAGUCUUCUACCAAAGCAAGUGAUAAUUCCCAUAAAAAAAUGUAAACAAUAAAAGAGAGAUGAUCAUUGUAAGUUACAUUUGAGCAAACUUAGCCAUCUAGUAAGGCAUGAUAUUUACGGAGGUAAAGUAAAACAUACCUUCCUUUUCCUUUCCAUCCCAUCUUCUAAAGAAGUCUGAAACCAACAUCAGUUGCGGAUGACCUUCUGUCUGCUUGCUUGUGAGAUGCUAAGCCAUCUAGGUCCAGAAUCAACUCAAACACAAGGAGAUAAAGGACGUAGCCCUCAACUAUGUCAGCAAGGUAAGCUUCAUGAUGCAUCUAGCUAGCUAGAACUGCUAAUCGAUUCGGUUCGGUCAUAAACCAAAUCAGUUUAGUCGGUUCUCGGUUGACAGUAACAUUUUGGACUUACUACACUGUUUAUAUUAGACAGCUAACCGUAUCCGUAUAGUUGGUUAUAUGCUAUUUUAUCUGUUAUUCGUAUAACCGUUAAGCAAAUGAUUCAGCACGAUAAGACUAAAACAACAUAACAAAACAAAAAACAAAAAAAGCUCAUAUUUUUAAUUGUGCAUUUUUUAAAGAUUUUUUUCAUACAUACUCGUGUUAAUUUCUUUUCUCCAAGUCUUUAUCAUUGAACUAAACCAAUUUAACAUCCAUAAAACUCCAAAUUAAACGCUAACCGAACACAGAUACACAAUAACACAAAUUCAUGAAUCAACAAGACAUCAACUAAACUAAACACAAACAGUCAAACUUCUGCAACUCAUCAUCGUCUACAAAUAUUAAUAUGAGACAAGACUAAGUCACCAACUAGACAAAUAAGUACGAAAGCAUGUUUGUCCAAUCCAUAAGAAACUCCUUCCAACAUAACACAAUAACACCAACUUCACAAU
Molecule: messenger RNA, 3479 nt
Organism: Linum trigynum
Lineage: Eukaryota; Viridiplantae; Streptophyta; Magnoliopsida; Malpighiales; Linaceae
Source: the annotation of a GenBank genome assembly